CCUUUUAGCCGGUCUUCGCCUCGAGCCGCGCGUCCGCCACGUCCGCCGCGCCCCCGACACGCGCGGCACUCCGCACCGCGCCGCGCCCACUGUAAAACAUCCGCAAUCGUAGUAGAGUUUCGUUCCUUUUUUGACAAAAUGGGUCUGCCCAUCGACGUCCUCACCAACGACAAGUAUGGCAGGUACGCCGUGGCCAACAAGGACCUGGCGGCCGGCGAGGAGGUCAUCAACGAGUUGCCCGUGGUGGUGGGCCCCAAGCUCGACACGUACCCGCUGUGCCUGGGCUGCCUCGCCCCCGUGGACGCCUCGGCGCUGUGCUCGGCCUGCGGCUGGCCCGUCUGCGACGCCCAGUGCGAGAAGCUGCCCAUGCAUGCCGACAGCGAGUGCAAGGUGUUCCAGGCUUGCGGCGUCAAGUUCACGGUGCCCACGGAGGCCAUGGGCACCAGCCCCCAGUACGAGUGCCUGACACCACUGCGGCUGCUCCUGGCCAAGGACAAGGACCCCACGCUGUGGGACAAUGAGGUGAAGGUGCUGAUGACCCACGCCGAGAAGCGGAGGCAGAACCCGCAGUGGGGCGCCAACCAGGUCAACGUCGUGGACUUCCUGAGGAAGAAGUGCAAGCUGGAGUCGAGGUUCUCGGAGGACGACAUCCACCAGGCCAUCGGCAUCCUGGAGGUGAACGGCUUCGAGGCGCGGGCGCAGAGCGGCUCCAUGGUGCUGUGCCUGUACCCCAAGACGUCCAUGCUCGCCCACAACUGCGUGCCUAACACCGUGCACUCCAUCGCCCCCACCAACGAGAAGGGCGAGCGCUACAGGAUUGUGGUGAGGGCCGCGCUCCCCAUCCCCAAGGGCGCCACACUGUACACCUCGUACGCGCACACCCUGGACCCCACCAUGCUGCGCCGCGAGCACCUCAACCUCAGCAAGUUCUUCGAGUGCGACUGCGCGCGCUGCGCCGACCCCACCGAGCUGGGCACGCACAUGAGCUCCCUCAAGUGCACCAAGUGCGACAACGGCAUCAUCCUGGCCAGCAACCCCCUCGACCCGUCGGCCGCCUGGAAGUGCAACGGCUACAACUGCGGCAACACGCUGCGCGGCGACCAGGUGCGCCGAGUGCUGGCCGUGGUGCAGGCCGACCUGGAGGCCGCGGACCAGGGCGAGGGCGACGCGCUGCUCGGCCCCGUGGAGGCGCGCGAGAAGCUGCUCAAGCAGUACAAGUCCGUGUUCCACCCGCGCCACGCGCUCGUGCUGCAGCUCAAGCACGGCCUGGCGCAGAUCUACGGCCGCGUGGACGGCUACUCGCUGGACGAGCUGCCCGACAUCCUGCUGGAGCGGAAGAUGGAGCUGUGCCGGGAGAACCUGGCCGCCCUGGACGUGGUGGCGCCCGGCAUGUCCCGCAUCAGAGGCCUGACGCUGUACGAGCUGCACGUGCCCAUGAUCCUGCACGCGCGCAGCCGCUUCCAGGCCGACCUGCUGAGCGACUCGCAGCUGCGGCAGGAACUGGCGGCCGCGGCGGCGGUGCUGCGCGAGGCGGCAGACAUCCUGUGCCUGGAGGACCCCACCACCCCCGAGGGCUCCGUCGGCCUCAUGGCCAGGGAGUCCCUGCUGCAGCUCCAGGCCUCCAUCGACUCUCUGCCGGUCUGAGCACGGCGGAGCACGGCCACCAGAGACAUCUACUUUAUUUCAUUUAUUUUAAUAUAAUUUAAAG
Molecule: messenger RNA, 1708 nt
Organism: Thrips palmi
Lineage: Eukaryota; Metazoa; Arthropoda; Insecta; Thysanoptera; Thripidae
Product: SET domain-containing protein SmydA-8-like
Exons: 9
Coding region: 139-1644 (501 amino acids)
Molecular function (GO): protein binding
Source: RefSeq, a predicted model, not a curated record